UAUUGUAUCAAACAAGAGUUGGACCAACUCGACACCAGAGGAAAUAGUAUGAAGCAUCUAGGAGGAGGAGCGACACCACAAGAAGGAGGUUUUGCUGAAAUCCUCGAGACCAAGCUGCAAUAAGACCGCAAGGGAAAUACCAUCACCAGCAGAAGAAGCAUACAACUGAGCUCAUUACAAUGGUAGCUCUAGCAUCCACCUAUAUCCAGCCACCGCCACACAUCUGCAGGUGCAGCAGCAGCAGCAGAAGAAGCCCACCCAUCACACGGCCUAAUGCGACUCGCUUCUCUACGCACAUCAAAACCACGCCAUAUCUGAAGGAGCUUCAGCGACAUCUUACCGUCAGACUUGGAGAGGCGUCAGAUGCCAUGAGCAAUGCUUACAAGGCACUCCUGGAUGCAUUUGUUGAAUCCACUUUCACAUUCAGUGAUCAGCUCCUGCGCCCCACCGAGAGCAAUUUUGCACCGGUCGAUGAAGUCGGUGAAAGGAUAAAGAUCAUGGAGAUAGAAGGAACAAUCCCUGCAGACUUUCCAGAGGGUGUCUAUAUUAGAAAUGGUUCGAACCCUCUGUUCGGAGCCCUGCACACGGUGAGCUCCAUCUUUGGGCAGACCGAAGACAUCUGGGUGGAGGGAGAAGGCAUGCUCCACGCCCUCUACUUCAGCCGGAGCAGCGUCGACGGCACCGCCGCCUGGUCCUUGUCCUACGGCAACCGCUACGUGCAAUCCGACAGUUACACAGUCGAAAACGCUCGCCGACGGCCAUGCUUUCUCUCAGUCACAAAAGGGAAUCGUCUCGCCAUGCUCGCUGCAAGCCUUCUAAACAUGCUGAGGUUUGGAAAAGUGAUGCGGAGCAUGAGCAAUACCAGUGUGUUCAUGCAUGCCGGCAGAGUCUUCGCGGCUGCAGAGAAUGACAUUCCCCAUGAGCUGAACUUGCAAAGCCUUGACACGAUCGCAAGCUGGUCCAUCGGCGGAGACUGGAUCCUGCCGUUCACAGCACACCCGAAGGUUGUUCCUGAGUCAGGAGAGUUGGUAAUCUCAGGGAUCAACAUUAUGAAACCCUACCUAACGAUUGGACUUGUCUCAGAGGAUGGAAUGAAGCUCGAGCAAAUGGUUGAUCUUAAGCUAGACAGAUGCACAUUUUGCCAUGAAAUAGGGAUAACUAAAAUGUACAACAUUAUCAUGGAUAUGCCACUUACCCUAAGCGCAAGUAGGAUUCUACGAGCAGCCCCUUUGAUGGAAUACGAGAAGGAAAGCUAUGCAAGAAUCGGGGUCAUGCCCCGUAACGGAGAUGCAGAGUCAGUAAUAUGGUUUGAUGUAGAACCAUUCUGCACAAUGCAUCUUGUCAACUGCUUCGAGGAAGGUGAUGAGGUUGUUGUCAGGGGAUUUCGUGUGCCAGCUUCUAUCAUCAUGGGUCCAAUGCUUCAGCACAACAAAGUGUCUGGUGAUCAAGAAAUGAAUGAGGAAUACUUCUCUCGCUUGUACGAGUGGAGACUGAACUUGAAAUCCAAGGCAGUUGCAGGAGAAUGGCUAACCGGGACAGAUGUCGCUAUGGAAUUCCCGGUUAUCAAUGACAAGUAUGUUGGCUUGCAUCACAGGUACGCAUACGCACAGGUGGUGAACGUGGAAGGGAGUAUGGCUGGUGGUUGUGGAACAGUGAGACCAAAGUUUGGAGGUUUUGCAAAACUAUAUCUUGACCAAGAAAUCAAGGAGUCUUGUGGAGAUUCAAUCCAUGUGGAGUACCACCACCUUGAAACAAAUCAAUUCUGCUCAGGAGCAAUUUUUGUGGCGAAAGAGGAUGCGCUACAUGAGGAUGAUGGAUGGAUAAUCUCUUUUGUGCACGAUGAGGGCACAAAUAUAUCACAGGCACAUAUUAUCGACGCACGAAGAUUUGAGAGUGGGCCAGUUGCUAAAAUAACAUUGCCACAAAGAGUACCCUAUGGCUUUCAUGGAGCAUUUGUCUCAAAAACUUAAUGAAAGCAAACAUAGCUCUAUAAUAAGUGUAAAUUACCUGUAGUUCAUAUUAACCGGUGACUGGCCAUGUGCCUUGCUUGAUUAACAGAAGUGCAGCAAUGUCAAUAAAUUAUUAAGCCAUUCCUGAUA
This is a messenger RNA of Hordeum vulgare subsp. vulgare (domesticated barley), 2099 nucleotides long. RefSeq names its product carotenoid 9,10(9',10')-cleavage dioxygenase 1-like. Gene Ontology annotation, cellular component: chloroplast stroma. Gene Ontology annotation, molecular function: carotenoid dioxygenase activity. Gene Ontology annotation, biological process: carotene catabolic process. The transcript has 14 exons. The coding region runs from base 180 to 1970 and encodes 596 amino acids. The record is from RefSeq and is a predicted model, not a curated record. Lineage: Eukaryota; Viridiplantae; Streptophyta; Magnoliopsida; Poales; Poaceae.